Messenger RNA from Syngnathus acus (greater pipefish), 9051 nucleotides. It is a transcript of the gene notch3, whose product is annotated as notch receptor 3. Gene Ontology annotation, biological process: regulation of developmental process; Notch signaling pathway; multicellular organism development. Gene Ontology annotation, cellular component: membrane. Bases 283 to 7617 code for a protein of 2444 amino acids. The transcript has 33 exons. Gene Ontology annotation, molecular function: Notch binding; signaling receptor activity; calcium ion binding. NCBI's taxonomy places the organism in Eukaryota, Metazoa, Chordata, Actinopteri, Syngnathiformes, Syngnathidae. The record is from RefSeq and is a predicted model, not a curated record.
AAAGGCGGAGUGUGUUGACUGGUGUGCUGCCGCAGCCUCUUGCCGUGCAGCCAAAGUUUUCCAAGGAAUCUCAGUCAAGGAGGAUCCGCGGUGGCUGAGCUGCGGAGGACUUUUUCUUUUAUGCGGGACUUAACGCGACUCCUUUCCCGGUCAACUUUAUGACAAAGAGGGCAUCGUGGCCAGCACACUCCGGAGCCUUCUUUCUCACGCCAAUUUGAUUCCUCAAGGAUGUAUUUGUAUUAAAAGGGCGCCACAAAGUGCCGGAAACUUUUUCCCACCGACAUGGAAGGGAAUAUACCGUGGAUUAUUUUGUCUUUUUUAUUGUUUAUGCAACUUUGUGAAGGUUUUCGAUGCUCUGAUAAAUCCAGGCCAUGUGAAAAUGGAGGGACAUGCAUAGAGUCGCUCUCCCGAUGCAUAUGCCGUCCAGCAUUCAUCGGUCCGCUUUGUCAGCACCAGGAUCCCUGCCACCAAUCGCCGUGUCUUAACGGGGCCGCUUGCAAGAGCCAAGUGGUCAACGGUGUCCCGCAGUACAGCUGCGUGUGCCAGAGGGGCUUCAGAGGCCAAGACUGCUCGCUCAUUGACGCCUGCGCCACGAGUCCUUGCGCCAAUGGCGCCCGCUGUGCCAACUGGAAUAAUCACUACAAUUGCUCCUGCCCACCUGGCUUCCAAGGGAAGAACUGCCGCAGCGACGUGGACGAGUGCCGCAAGCCCGGCGCUUGCCUCAACGCCGGCCUUUGCAUCAACACCCACGGGUCCUUCCGCUGCCAGUGCCCGCCCGGGUACAGCGGGCGCACGUGCGAGGUGUCCACCCAGCCCUGCGCCCCCUCGCAGUGCGUCAACGGCGGCACAUGUCGCCAGACCAGCGACCAUUCCUAUGAAUGCGCCUGCCUGCCAGGCUUCCAGGGCCACAACUGUGAGAAUAAUGUGGACGACUGCCCGGGUCACAAGUGUAUGAAUGGCGGGAUUUGCGUGGAUGGAGUCAACACAUAUAAUUGCCAGUGCCCACCUGAAUGGACAGGCCAGUACUGCGCCGAGGACGUCAACGAGUGUCUGAUGCAGCCCAACGCCUGCCACAACGGGGGCACGUGCUUCAACACCAUCGGGGGCCACACCUGCGUCUGCGUCAACGGCUGGACGGGCGACGACUGCAGCGAGAACAUCGACGACUGCGCCAUCGCCGUUUGCUUCAACGGGGCCACCUGCCACGACCGAGUCGCCUCCUUCUUCUGCGAGUGCCCGGUCGGAAAGACGGGUUUGCUGUGCCACUUGGAGGACGCGUGUGUGAGCAACCCCUGCAACGAGGGAGCCGUGUGCGACACCAACCCCCUCAACGGCCGCGCCAUUUGCACCUGCCCUGCUGGCUUUGUGGGAGGGGCUUGUAACCAAGACAUGGACGAAUGCUCCAUCGGUGCAAACCCAUGCGAGCACUUUGGCAAGUGCGUCAACACCGAGGGCUCGUUCCAAUGUCAAUGCGGCCGCGGCUACGCCGGCCCGCGUUGCGAGAUCGACAUCAACGAAUGCGUGUCCAUGCCUUGUCAGAACGACGCCACUUGCCUGGACCGCAUCGGAGAGUUCACCUGCAUCUGCAUGCCAGGUUACAUGGGGACUUACUGUGAGACCGACGUCGACGACUGCGAGAGCAACCCGUGCGUGAACGAUGGCAUCUGUCGGGACAUGGUCAAUGGCUUUACGUGCACCUGCCAACCUGGCUUCACCGGCACCAUGUGCCAGAUUGACAUCGACGAGUGCGCCAGCACGCCCUGCCAGAACGGCGCCAAGUGCUACGACCGACCCAACGGCUUCGAGUGCCGCUGUGCUGAAGGAUACGAAGGUACGCUAUGUGAAAGCAACAUCAACAACUGCCAGCCCGACCCGUGCCACCACGGCACCUGCGUGGACGGCAUCGCCAGCUACACGUGCAACUGCGACGCCGGCUACACGGGCUACCGUUGCGAGAACCAGCUCAACGAGUGCCACAGCAACCCUUGCCAGAACGGAGGGAAGUGCGUCGACCUGGUCAACAAAUACAUCUGCCAGUGCCAACACGGGACGUCGGGCACCAACUGUGAGAUCAAUUUCGACGAUUGUGCCAGUAACCCGUGUGACUAUGGCAUGUGCAAAGAUGGCAUCAACCGCUACGACUGCGUUUGCAAGCCCGGCUUCACCGGUCCCAAGUGUAACGUGGAGAUAGACGAGUGUGCGUCGAGCCCCUGUCGCAACGGAGGCACGUGCGUGGACGAGGAGAACGGCUUCCACUGCCAGUGCCCGGAUGGGUUCAAGCCCCCGUACUGUUACUCGCAGGUGGACGAAUGCGGCAGCAGCCCGUGCGUCCACGGCGCCUGCAGGGACGACAUCAACGGAUAUCGCUGUGAUUGCGAGCCAGGCUGGGUGGGAAAAAACUGCGACCUGGACCGGAAUGACUGUUUGCCGAGCCCUUGCCAGAACGCCGGCACUUGCAUCGAUCAACUUAACGGCUUCACCUGCAAAUGUCGUCAGGGCUUUAGAGGUAACCUCUGCCAGGUGAACAUCAACGAGUGUGCGUCCAGUCCCUGCCUGAACAAAGGCACGUGUGUGGACGGCGUGGCCAGCUUCACUUGUCUGUGCGAGCUUCCCUACAGCGGCCCCACGUGUGCCGAAGUGCUCACCCCAUGUUCCCCGAACCCCUGCUCAAAUCAGGCCGUCUGCACCCACACCGCAGACUACCUUGGCUACCAGUGCAACUGCCAGCCCGGUUGGCAAGGGCAACUUUGUAACAGAGAUGUGAACGAAUGCCUCUCCAAUCCUUGCAAGAACCGCGGGACCUGCUCCAACACACUCGGGUCUUUUGUGUGCUCCUGCAGGCCCGGUUUUACCGGGCCCACCUGCGACACAGACAUCAACGACUGCUCCCCCAAUCCGUGCCUCAGCGGAGGCUCCUGCACGGACAGCGUCAACUCCUUCCACUGCAGCUGCCUGCCGGGCUUCACCGGGCCUCGCUGCGCUCUGGAGAUCAACGAAUGUCAAAGUUUGCCCUGCAAGAACGGCGGCACGUGCACCGACUACGUCAACUCCUACACGUGCUCGUGCAGGGCCGGCUUCACCGGCAUCCACUGCGAAACCAACAUACCCGAUUGCACGGAAAGCUCGUGCUUCAACGGAGGGACGUGCACGGAUAAGAUCAACGGCUACUCGUGUACGUGCCGCUCGGGCUUCACCGGCUCGCACUGCCAGUACGAGGUCAACGAGUGCGACUCGCAGCCGUGCCUCAACGGGGGUGUCUGCCAAGACGCCCUGGAGUCCUUCCGCUGCACCUGCCCCAAAGGCUACGCUGGCUCGCGCUGUCAGACACCAGUUGACUGGUGCAGACGCUCCUCCCCCUGCCAGAAUGGAGGACGCUGUCGUCAAAAAGACUCGGCCUUCCUCUGCGAGUGCGCUCACGGCUGGUCCGGACGUUACUGCGACAUCCCCCGAGUCUCCUGUGAGACGGCGGCUCGCCAAAGAGGACUCCAGACGGACGAGCUGUGCCACCACGGCGGCCACUGCGUCAACACGGGCAACACGCACUACUGCAAGUGUCCCGGCGACUACACGGGCAGCUACUGCGAGAGCCAAGUGGACCACUGCGAGGACAAACCCUGUCGCAAUGGCGCCACCUGCAGGGGAUAUGUUGGAGGAUACCAGUGUGACUGCAUGCCGGGCUUCACGGGUCAGAACUGUGAGCUGGAGAUCAAUGAGUGUCAGUCUCACCCUUGCCAAAACGGAGGCACGUGCAUCGACCUGGUCGGACAUUACAUCUGCUCCUGUCCUCCUGGCACUCUGGGCGUCCUCUGCGAGAUCAACGAAGACGACUGCGCCCCACCUAUGAGGUCUCGCGGCGCUCUCCACAAGUGCCUCAACAACGGCACCUGCGUGGACCGAGUGGGUGGCUACCGCUGCAACUGUCCGCCCGGGUUCACCGGCGAGCGGUGCGAGGGGGACAUCAACGAGUGUCUCUCAAACCCUUGCAGUCCCUCCAACAGCCUGGACUGCAUCCAGAUGCCCAACGACUACCAGUGUGUCUGCAAAGUCGGCUUCACGGGUCGAAGGUGCCAAAACCGAUUCAGUGCUUGUGAAUCUCAGCCUUGCCAAAACGGAGGAGCGUGCUCCGGGUCCAGUUCUGCCGUUGGCUACACGUGCACGUGUCAGCUCGGUUACACAGGCCCCAACUGCGAGCGAAGCAUGUCCUGCCGCGAGCUGUCUUGCUACAACGGCGGAAGCUGCGCUCUCACCACACGAGGGGCGCGCUGCAGCUGCCUGCCGGGCUACGGCGGGCCGCAAUGCGCCCACCGCAGCAACGAAGGCUGCUCCUCGCAACCCUGCCGCAACGGCGGCCUUUGCACCGAGGAGACCGCCUUCCCCUUCUUCCACUGCCAAUGUCCCAGCGGGUGGACGGGCAAACGGUGCGAGCAGACCGGCCGGCUCAACGAGGCCCCGGUCCUGUCGUGCCCGCUGACCGACUGUCACGGCAAAGCCAACGACGGCGUGUGCGACAAAGAGUGCAGCACGCUGGCUUGCCGCUGGGACGGCGGCGACUGCUCGCUGGCGGUCAACCCUUGGGCCCGCUGCGCCGACCCCCGCUGCUGGCGUGUCUUCAAUAACAGCCAGUGCGAUGAGUCGUGCAACAACGCUGACUGCUUAUACGACAACUUUGACUGCAAAACCAAGGAGAAAGUUUGCAAUCCCAUCUAUGAGACGUACUGUAUCGACCACUACGCCGACGGCCUUUGCGACCAAGGCUGCAACACGGAGGAAUGCGGCUGGGACGGCCUGGAUUGCGCUCAAAAGGUCCCGGAAGAUAUCGUGGACGGCUCCUUGGUUCUAGUGGUGCUGCUGCCUCCGGAGGAGCUUCUCCGCACCAGCACGGCCUUUCUGCUCAAGCUGAGCGCCAUCCUUCACACCACGCUACGCUUCCGACUGGACCACAACGGCGAGGCGAUGAUCCGACCCUACACCCGGCGGGAAGCGCGCCUUAAGCGGGAGCUGCAACCUCAGCAGGAGAUUAUCGGCUCCAUCGUGUACCUGGAGAUAGACAACCGCUUGUGUACUAACGACUGCUUCCCAACGCCCGAGAGCGCCGCCGACUACCUCGGAGCCUUGUCGGCCGUCGAAAUGCUCCGCUUCCCGUACCCGCUCAAAGAAGUCCGCGGUGAAAAGAUUGUGGAUGAAACGGACCCCAUUCCUCAAUGGGGCAAGCUGAUGCUGGUCAGCAUAGCGUCGCUUUUCUUGCUGAUCAUCGUGGUGUUAGGCAUGUUGAUUUCCCGGAGGAAGCGCGAGCACAGCACGCUGUGGUUCCCCGAGGGCUUCUUACCCAAGAAGGAGCCCGGCAGCAACAAGAACCGCAGGGAGCCGGUGGGCCAGGAUGCUCUCGGAAUGAAACAUAUGCCCAAAACGGUUGAGGAGUCUCUGCUUGGAGAUCACAGUGACCAGUGGAUGGACGCCGAAUGCCCAGAACCCAAACGACUGAAGAUGGAGGAGCCAAGCAUGCUGUCAGACGGAGAGGACGCCGUUGAUAGCCGGCAAUGGACGCAACAUCACCUGGCGGCGGCGGACAUCCGCGUACCGCCCACUAUGGCGCUCACGCCUCCGCAAGGGGAGUUUGAGAGCGACUGCAUGGAUGUUAACGUCAGAGGCCCAGAUGGUUUUACUCCACUUAUGCUGGCGUCGUUCUGCGGAGGCGGGCUGGAACCCGAGAUUGCCGAGGAGGAGGAGAGCGAGGAGUGCUCGGCCAACAUCAUCUCAGACCUCAUCUAUCAGGGCGCGUCGCUCGCCGCCCAAACGGAUCGCACGGGUGAGACGGCGCUCCACCUGGCUGCCCGCUACGCCCGCGCCGACGCCGCCAAGAGACUCCUGGAUGCCGGAGCGGACGCCAACGCUCAGGAUAAUACCGGACGCUCGCCCCUGCAUGCCGCCGUGGCUGCGGACGCACAAGGAGUGUUCCAGAUCCUGAUCCGAAACAGGGCCACAGAUCUUGACUCGCGCAUGUACGACGGCUCCACGGCGCUCAUCCUGGCAGCUCGGCUGGCGGUGGAGGGAAUGGUUGAGGAACUCAUCACUUGCCACGCAGAUGUCAAUGCAGUUGAUGAACUAGGUAAAUCUGCCUUGCACUGGGCGGCUGCUGUUAACAACAUGGAUGCGACGAUUGCCUUGCUCAAGAAUGGUGCCAACAAAGACAUGCAAGAUCUUAAGGAGGAGACGCCUCUCUUCCUUGCGGCUCGAGAGGGAAGCUGCGAGGCCGUCAAAGUUCUGCUGGCUCACUUUGCCAACCGCGAGAUUACGGACCACAUGGACAGGCUGCCCCGAGACAUUGCACAGGAGCGCAUGCACCAUGAUAUUGUGCAGCUCCUGGAUGAGUACAACACUGUGAGGAGCCCCCAGGGCCACGGCGGGCCCGGACUCCACCUCUCCAGCGGGCACACCCUGUCACCCCUCAUGUGCCCGCCCAGCGCGUUCCUUCCCAGCCUGAAGACCACCCCGCAGGGCAAGAAGAACCGCCGACCGGGGGCUAAGGGCUCCGGCCUGGGAGGUCAGCACGCCGGCGGUCUGAAGGACUCGGUCAAGGCCCGCAACAAGAAGCUGACCUUGGACAUGCAGAGUGCCCUGCUGGAGAGCUCGGUCACCCUCUCGCCAGUGGAUUCGCUGGACUCGCCUCACGGGGGUGCCAGCAAUGCCGGCUACAUCACCAACCCCACGUCCCCCGUGGCCAUGCCGUCGCCGGGGCUCUUCCACUCGUCCAUGUCUGUCCCGAGCACGCCCAUGGUGCACGCCGGCAUGCUGGACGGCGGCGGCCCCUUUGCUGUGUCUCUGGCGCAGCUCAACGACCUGGGCAAUGGCGGCAUGGCCAUGCAGGGCCGCGUGUCCAUGGCGUCGGACGUGGGCCACGGCUACGUGCUGAGUCCGUCGGGCCAGAUGGGGCUCAACAUGGGCCUGGUGAGCCCGGUCAGCGUGCCCUUCGAUUGGCACGCCCGGGCGUCCGCCUCGCAGUGCGGCCAGCAGGUGGUGAACCUGGUGCAGAGCAUGCCGCCGCCGCCCCCGCUGCAGCAGAACAUGCUGUUGCACCAGCAGCAGAUGUACCGCGGCGCCAUGUUGCAACCCACGCCCGUCACCUCCACGCCGAGCGUCAGCCCCGUCAAACUGCCCUCCAUUAGCGAGCAGCAGAUUAUGAGCCACUCGGUAAGCGGCCAGCAGAGUAUGGCCCGCAUGGCGUCGUCCACGCCGCCUACGCCGCAGACCUCGCAACCCCCGCCGCCUUUCUUCCAGCAGCCGCCUCCGCAGGCUCCGCCGGGCGUCGCCCCGCCUGCCCAAGCUCCCGUCCCCCAGCCGGGCUCCACGGAAGAUUACCCCACCCCGCCCUCGCAGCAUAGCUACACGUCGGCGCUCGACGGCACCCCCAAGCAUUACCUGCACCUGCCCACCGAGCACCCCUACCUGACCCCCUCGCCCGAGUCCCCCGAGCCCUGGUCCAGCCCCUCCCCUCAGUGCGUGUCCGACUGGUCAGACUCCACGCCCAGCCCUGCAGUCGCCGUUGCCGCGGCCGGCUCCGCCCAGACCCAAAUUUCAAAUAUCCCAGAAGCCAACAAAAAGAUGCAGGUGUUUGCUUAAAGAUGCAGUCCAUGCGUCAACCUGUUUCCAAGAUUUUUUAUUGGAUUUGGAUUGACUUGUUUACGCCAAGGACCGCCCGCCCGCCCACGUGCGAUGUUUGCGGACGGCCUGUGAGACACAGUAAAGGGAAAAACGUGUGUUGUCUGAAAAACUAGCAGACAAAUUAAUGAAGUAAUUCUGUCACAGAUGGACUUUAUUAUUAAAAAAAAAAAGUAUAUGAAGAAAACCAAGUCUUUUAUUUCAAAAGACUGAGGGAUCCUCUCCUAAAAACUAACAAACGUUUAAAAGUAGUUAAAAAUCGGAAGGGAAUUCAUUUAUUUUUAUUUAUUGUUUGUAUUUUUGUAGGUAUUUUCACACUCCUUUUUGUCCUAGUUUCAUGCAAAAAAAAAAAAAGUCCCACAACCUUUCAUUUGACUUCUUAUUUUCCUAAUUUAAUUUAUCCUUCAGGCCUGCUCAUCACCUCUCCUGGUAUUUAUUCAGGCCCGUUCAAAAGUUGGGUUGCGACUCCAGAGUUCCAUUUCCCAUUGGAUUCAAUUGUGCUUUUUCUUUUUGAGUAUUAAGAAUGUAGAUGAGCGUGUCCGAAGCACUUCAAGUGGUGACUGGCCAAAUGAACCACACGAUGGAUAUUUAUAUGACGGGAGUGGAAAUGAAAGCAUUCUUUAAUGGUGGCCUUUGAAAAAGAAAAAAAUAUUUUUUUAGUUUUUCUUUAAGGGACAAUUUUGACUAGUUUUGAAAAUCAGCCUGUCACUGCCUUUUUUUAAGAUUUUUUUUUUUUAUCUUUGUAACAACGUUUAAUACAUGCAUUCCUUUUUUAGUUGACCUCAGAUAUGCCAAGCUAUGCUCACCAGCUGCUAUUUUUUUCUCUCCAUCAUUCCUGAAAAUUUCAAUAUAGUUUGGGUUUAGGUUGACGUGCAUCCUAAAGGACUGUUGGAAGAGAUGUAAGGGAGCAACGCUACUGUGUAGUGCUGCACUUUGUUUCUUUUGACACCUUGUAAGGAUGGAUGAGGUUGCUUAAUCCAAUUAAGCCAAUUUCCCGUCAGCCUUGAUAUGAUUUAUGCAUCAGUAAAAGAACAAUUCAUAGUCAUUCAUCCGCACCACUCCCGUAGAAACUACUACUACUACUUCUACUAUUAGUUCUUUAUUUUUGUAUCCUGUUCACUUUUGUUCCCAAGUUCCACCCCGACUCAAUUUGUAACUGUUGUUGUUUUUGUUUGAUCAUUUUCGGGGUUUUAUAAAUAUAUAUAUUGUUUAUUUUGCCUGCCAGUUUUCCCUACCAGGUCGCACUGAGUGUUUGUACAUUUCAACUUUUUGACGUUUUCUGUGUGUACAUAUGUUUGUUACCGGGUAGAUGUUUUGUUGGAAAGGUCUUAUGUUUCUAAAAUGAUUGUUAUGUACUAAAAAGGACAAAAAUAAAAUGUACUUCAUUUAGCACAA